ACCUCUUCUCAUCUCCAUUCUCGCCUUUGGCAUCACUUUCUACCUCGUCAGACAGGACCAGUCUCGAUACCCUACUACGUCGACCCCCGAACCAUAAUCCAUAACCAUGACUUUCACCACCGGCAUCAACGACUGGGAGACGUACCUCAAGGGGCUGACGCCCUGUCGGUUCCCGAGGUUCGGCCGUGUUUCCAACAAUACCGCAGCUCCAUCCCGGCAGACCUCAUCAGUCCGGGUGGAUGUUGGGCAGGCAGAAAAGCUGCGGGAGCUGUCCACAACCGAUCCCAACGAGUUGGCUGCUGUUAUCCGGACGGCAUGGGCGUUGCUGUUACGGUGCUACACAGGCCAAGAUGAUGUCGCCUUUGAAUUCCAACUCGGCGGCGGAGGCAUCACCAGCGAACCCAUCGUGGCCCGUUUCCUCCUUGACGAGAGCGAGUCUGUCGCCCGAACGGUGGGCCGUGCUAAGGUGGAGAAAAUCAAUGAUCUCCCCCGGGUCCCACCCCGGCUCCAACAAACCGGAAACUCGGAUCUGUCAAUUUUUGACACAUCCGUGGUGUUGUGGAGCUUCACAGCCGGAUCGACACCCUGCCCUGUUUUGACACCGGAACAACACAAGAUCCGGCUGCUCGCGAAGCGCGGCGAGUCCAGUCUGAGCCUGUUUCUUGAAUGGAGCAGCAACCAUCUCGGCAUGUCUGCGGCGCAGGGUGCACUGGUUGCCAGCACGCUGGACAAAAUCCUGUCGGGCAUUGUCACAAGUUCCCCUGGCGCACCCCUGAGCUCGCUGGACUUCAUGAGCCAGAAUAACAUGCACCGCGUCCGGGAGUGGAACGAUAGCUAUUCGAUCCAGCCAGUAGAACGCUGUGUCCAUGAUGUGGUUGCGGACCGAGUGCUGGAGAAUCCCGAUGCCGAAGCUGUUUGUGCCUGGGACGGCUCACUCACGUAUGGCGAGUUGGAUGCUGUGACUGGUACUCUAGCUUCCUGGCUGGUGGCGCUCGGAAUCGGUCCCGAGGUCCUAGUACCGCUUUGCUUCGAGAAAUCGAAAUGGACGGUGGUAGCUAUGCUUGCGGUGCUUAGGGCUGGCGGGGCCUUUGUGCCCCUAGACCCAUCCCAUCCCUUUGAGAGGCUUCGGGGUCUGUGUGACUCGGUCGGGGCCAAACUUGUGUUGUGCUCCAGCCACCUCGCCCCGGGGCUUGUCGGGGUGGUCGAUAAAGUGCUGCCAGUAAACGACAACACCAUUGCCGAGGCUACAACCGCCGAAUCAGCAGAGGGUUCUACGAGCAGAUCCAGUGUCAACAGCACCAAUGCAGCAUAUGUUAUUUUUACAUCUGGUUCUACCGGCAAGCCCAAGGGCACCCUCAUCGAACACCAGGCUUUCUGUUCUAGUGCCAGGGCGCAUGGUCCAGCCCUGCGUAUCGAUGGCACCUGCAGGGUGUUGCAGUUUGCAGCCCAUACCUUUGACGCCAGCCUGGUCGAGAUAUUGACGCCGUUGAUGGUGGGAGCCACCGUCUGCAUCCCCGACGAGCAUGAGCGUCUCAACGAUCUUGCUGGUGCGAUGAACCGCAUGCGCGUUGACCACGCCGUGCUUACCCCCUCCUUCAUCAACUUCCUCACCCCAGCCACCGUGCCCGGGCUACGCAGGCUUGUCUUGGCGGGCGAGGCCAUGUCACGUUCUCACGUCGCCACUUGGUCGCACAUCGAGCUUGUCAACGGCUACGGGCCGGCUGAGAGCUCUGUGGCGGCUGUGGUUAAUCCCAGUGUUGGGCCCCUGACCGAGGCCACCGACAUUGGCUUGCCCUGCGGCGUGCGAGUGUGGCUGGUCGACCCCACCGACCACAACCGGCCCGUCCCCGUUGGCUGCGUGGGCGAGAUGCUCCUCGAGGGCCCAAGCCUGGCUAGGGGCUACUUGAACGACGCAGCUAAGACGGAGGAGAGCUUCAUCUUUGGCCCGGAAUGGGCUCAGGGUUCGGACAAUGCCCCUCGCCGUUUCUACAAGACGGGUGACUUGGCACGCUACAACUCGGCUUCUGGCUCCUUCAGCUACAUCGGCAGGAAGGACACCCAGAUCAAGCUUCACGGGCAGCGUAUCGAACUCGGGGAGAUCGAGCACCACCUUGCUGUUGACGAAGACGUCCGGCACGCCAUGGUCCUUCUCCCGAAGAAGGGACCCCUGGCCAAACGCCUGAUUACCAUCCUCUCGCUUUCGGAUCCCACUGCUGGUUCUGUCGACAGCCAAAAGUCGGGAGGCGCGGCCUUGAGCCUUGCCAGAAACCCGUCAUUGACCGAACCCAUUCUGGAGCGUAUUCGAACACGGCUGGGUGCGCGUCUGCCGGCAUACAUGGUACCGUCAACGUGGUUGUGUGUUGACGGUAUUCCCAUGCUGGCUUCUCGCAAGAUGGACCGUAAAACCGUCGCUACCUGGAUCGAAACCACCCUUACUGCCGAGCAAUGUCAGGAGGUCAUAAGGGAGCAGCAUGCUGUCAAACCGAAAGCAAGCUCGGGCGAUGGCAAAUCCAAUAAUACCCCCCUAACCGAGGUUGAAAUCAAGCUCCGUGAGACCUGGAGCCUGGUCCUGAACUUCCCCGCCGACGACAUCGACCCCGACGACCGCAGCUUCCUUAGCUUGGGAGGCGAUUCUAUUUCGGCUAUGGCCUGCGCGAGCCACGCCAAGAAGGCACGGCUCGGCGUAUCCGUGCAAGAUGUCCUCAAGGCCAAAUCCUUGAGGCAGCUGGCCACCGUAGCCAAAGUGUUGAGCCAACCAAGCGAGGACCAAGUCGAUGGGGAUGAAGACGCCGAAAAGGGGUUGCUCAAAGUGCCUUUCGAUCUCACCCCGAUCCAACAGCUGCACUUCGAGGUUCGGGGUGGGGCUCACGGUGACGAACAUUUCAACCAGAGCUUCUGUCUGCGUCUUGCCCGCCGGGUGGAAGCGGCUGCCGUCCGAAAUGCCAUCGAGGCUGUUGUGAAGCGCCACGCCAUGCUCCGGGCUCGCUUCGAACGGAGCGAGGACGGACAGUGGAAGCAAUUCAUUACGUCUGACGUGGAUGGGUCCUAUCGUCUUCGGACUCAUACGAUAACGACUCGCGUUGAGGCUGACACCGGCAUUGCAAGCGCACAGAGCUGCCUAGAUGCGCGUUCUGGCCCCCUGUUUGCCGCAGAGCUAUUCGCUUUGCAAGACAACGGCGAGCAGAUGCUCUUCAUGACGGCGCACCAUCUUGUCAUUGACCUCGUGUCAUGGCGAGUGGCCAUGGAAGAGAUCGAGGAGCUCUUAGAGAACCCUUCGGCCGCGGCUGUUUAUCGGUCACUGCCGUUCCGGAAGUGGGCAGCGCUGCAGACGGACGACUGCGCUGGUAGACCUCUCAAGCAAGUCCUCCCCUCUGCCGACCAAGUGCCCGAUCCCCAAUUUCCCUACUGGGGAAUGGGCGACCGGCCCAACUUGUACGGCGACGUCGCAUGCCAGGGAUUCGAUCUCGACACCAGCACUACCGACACCCUCAUCAACGAGUGCAAUUCUCCUUUCCGCACCGAGACCGUUGACCUACUCCUGGCGGCGCUCAUUUGGUCUUUCCAAACCACAUUCCCCGACCGCACAGCACCAGCCAUCUUUAACGAGGGCCAUGGCCGCGAACCCCCCAAUGAAGAGAUCGACAUUGCCCGCACCGUUGGCUGGUUUACGACCCUCUUCCCCGUUGCGCUUUCUUCCCCCACCACUUUCGCCGACGCCCUCAUCCAGACCAAGGACCUCCGCCGGCGUGUCCCGGGUAAUGGGCGACCUUACUUCGCUGCCCGUUUCCACACCCCUGAGGGCCGUGAACAAUGGGCUCGCCGACACAGGGACAUGGAAGUAUCCUUCAACUUCCUCGGUCGCUACCAGCAGCUCGAGCGUAAGGGUGCCCUAUUCCAACCCGCUGAGGGCGCCCUUAUGGCUGGCGAGGCGCAUCCCGGCAGCCCAACGGCCGACUUUGGAAGCAAGGCGCCACGGUUUUCUCUCUUUGAGAUCUCUGCCGUGAUUAUCCAAGGUGCCUUGCGGUUUGGGUUUGCCUGGAAUGGCGGUAUGCAGCACCAGGACCGGAUCCGCGAGUGGGUUGCCAACUGCCGUGGCGUGUUGGCUGAGGCUGCUGCGACUCUCCCGGUGAUGGGGAAUAGAAUGACGGUUGGUGACCUCGUGUUGCUUCCUGAUCUCGCUCCCGCGGAUCUCAAAGCCUUUGAGCAAACCACGCUACCUGCUUUGACUGGGGAACGUGGUUGGGAUGCAACUGAGGAGAUCUAUCCCGCUUCUCCCAUCCAACAGGGGCUGCUGCUGAGCCGAACCAAGGAUGGGAACUUCUAUGCCGUGCGUCGGGCCUUCCGAGUCAAGCUUAACGGUGAAGAGAACAACACUGUCGAUGCGCAGCGGGUGGUGCGAGCGUGGAAGGACGUCGUCCGCCACCAUGCGCUACUCCGCACCAUCUUUGUCGACGCCAUCAGCCAGACUCAGGCCGGGAGCUACGAUCAGGUGGUCUUGAAAGAUGUGAAACCCCCAAUGGUUGUACGUGAGUGCCCCGACGGCACCGAGAUCUCCAGCCUGGUCGAGAGUCUAGAGCCCGUGGAAUACCGAAACGACGCACCGCAGCACCGUUUUUCCGUCUUCCAUAACAGCGACAGCGUCGUCUGCGUCCUAGAGAUGAGUCACGCUAUUAUGGACGGUGCUUCCAUGGAUAUCCUUCUGCGCGACCUCGGUCGUGCUUAUGAAGGGAAUCUUCAACACCUGGAAAAGCCGCGGUUCAGCCCCUUCCUCGCCAGCCUGCAGCAACGAAACCUCGAGGCCGAUGUGGCAUUCUGGAAGAACCACCUUUCUGGCCUUGAGGCUUGCCACUUCCCCAUCCUCAACGACGGCAUCAACGUUUCUGAGACUGAAAGAAAGAUGUGUACGCUGCGUGUCGAAGUCCCCGGUUUGGCUGCGCUGCAAGAGUUCUGCAGCGGGGCGGGGUUCACCCUACCCAAUGCCUUUCACGCCGCCUGGGCUUUGACGCUUGCGCACUACACUGGCACCGACGACGUGUGCUUUGGAUAUCUUGUCUCAGGGCGCGAUGCCGCGCUUGAGGGUUCGGAAGAUGCUGUCGGCCCCUUCAUCAACAUGGCCACCCAACGGAUCAAGGUCGGCGGCGAAGGCGAUGACCAGUUCUCUCUCCUGCGCCUCCUCGAGGCAGUGCAAAAGGACCAGCUCGACUGUAUGCCGUACGCCCAAACCUCGUUGGCUGAGGUGCAGCAUGCCCUCAACGUGCCGGGGGGUAUGGCUCUGUUCAACACGUGCAUCUCGUACCGCCGCUGUCAACCAAAGACGGAUACUUUGGGGAGUUCGCUCGUCUGCGAGGACCUGGGAGCUCUCCACGACCCGACAGAGUAUCCCAUCUCGCUAAACGUUGAGAUUGACGACGACGGAGGAGCUGCUAUUGACCUCGACUACUGGACCGAUGAGGUGGCCACCGCCCAGGCCAAGCAUGUUGCGGCAACCUUCUUGCAAGCCCUGCGUAACAUUGCUGAGCGUGCCGAGACACCCCUGUCGCGGCUGGAUAAUGUCCACAGCAUCAGCAAGGAGCACAUCUGGGCCUGGAACGCCAACAUGCCGGCCACCACCGCCGACUGCAUACACCGCAUGGUGGAGAGGCAGGUGGCACUCCGCCCUCAGGCCCAGGCCAUCCGUGGCUGGGAUGGCGACUUCUCGUACGAGGAGAUGAAUAACCUGGCCAAUCGUCUGGCACGUCAUCUCCUCGACUUUGGUGUCGGCCCCGAAACGCUCGUACCGGUGUGCUUCGACAAGUCUGCCUGGACAACCAUCUCCAUGCUUGCCGUUCUCAAGGCGGGCGGUGGAGUGGUGCCCCUUGAUGCUACUCACCCCGCGUCGGCGUUGGAGGGCAAGGUGGUUGAUGCCGGCGCCCAGGUCGUCGUCGCGUCCGAGGCCAGGGCCAUGAUGUUCGAGGCCAUGGUUCCGUAUGUGGUGGCAGUGGGCCCGAGGCUGCUGUCUCAACUCCCCGCGGCAGUUGAUGCCGAAGAGAUCCAGUCGGGAGUGACACCUGAAAACCCCGCCUUCAUCAUGUUUACUUCCGGCAGCACCGGCAAGCCCAAGGGCGUUGUUCUCUGCCACCAGGCCCUCGUCUCGAGCUGCCUCGCGCACGGUUCCGCCCUCGGCCUCGGUCCCCAUACCCGCUUCCUCCAGUUCGCUGCGCACACUUUCGACAACAGCAUCGAGGAGAUGUUUACCAAUCUCAUCCACGGCGGCUGUGUGUGCGUACCGUCGGACGCCGACCGACUUGGCGACUUGCCCGGUGCCAUUGACAGACUCGACGCCAACUUCAUGGACCUCACCCCCACCGUGGCGGUCAUGCUCCGGCCAGAGCAGGUGCCCAAGAUCAAGGGCAUGGCUGUUGGCGGCGAGGCUCUCACGCGCGAGGUGCUGGAUAUCUGGGGAGGUGUCAUCCCUGUGCACAACCAGUACGGGCCCAGCGAGUGCUCCAUCAAUUCGGCGCACAAGCUUCACCUCGAUAAGAACGGUGACGUUGGUAGCAUCGGAACCAACGUCGGUAGCGUCUCGUGGGUGGUUGACCCCAAGAACCAUGACCGGCUUGUGCCUGUUGGGUGUGUGGGCGAGCUGCUGAUCGAGGGCCCGAUCCUCGGUCGGGGCUAUCUCAAUAAACCCGUCGAGACCGCCAAAGCCUUCAUCGAGAUGCCGAAGUGGGCGCCUGAAGAUCCUCGCCACUCCGAGAGGGGCAACCGGAGGAUGUACAAGACCGGCGAUCUGGUACGGUACAACUCUGACGGCGCGCUCAUUUAUCUUGGGCGCAAGGACACGCAGAUCAAGCUCCACGGGCAGCGCAUUGAGCUGGGCGAGAUCGAGCAUCACGUCAAGAGCAACCUGCCCUCCACCGCGCAGUCCUCGGUUGAACUUGUGGUUCCUGCACAGUCCAAGAAGGCACUGGCUGUGUUUGUCUGUGCCUCGUCUUCUCAGACGGAUGAGAAGGUCCGAAUCCUUCCCAUGGACACACAGUUCCGCUCCCUCGCUCAAGGAAUUGUGGGGGCUAUGAGCGCCCAGGUCGCUUCCUACAUGGUGCCCCGACUGUUCUUCCCAGUUUCCAGAAUGCCACUCACCUCGUCAGGCAAGCUUGACCGUCGGUCGCUGCGUACCAUGGCCCAGGCAUUGCCCAACGUUGUCGACUAUCGCCUAGGCACCGAAUCCGCUGGCGGACGUGUACCGGAGACGCCCAUCGAGAAGCACCUCCAGGAGCUGUGGGCGGCGGUGCUCAAUGUGGCCGUCGGAUCCAUCACUGCUGACGACAGCUUCUUUACUCACGGCGGCGACUCGGUUGGUGCUAUGCGCCUAGCUGCUGCGGCUCGACAGAAGAACAUCGUCCUCACCGUGGCCAACAUUUUCAACUCACCCAAGCUCUCCGAGAUGGCGAAGACAGCGACCGGAAGCGGAGUGGAUGCCGAUACUAACGCAGGAAACAGCUCGGCCAGCAUUAUCCCCGAGAAUGAACCCGUCCCAGGUCCGGUGGAGCAAUUCUCCCUACUCAAAAACAAGGGUUCAAUAAGCUUAGAGGCAUUGCGAGACCAGGUGGCCUCCAUUUGCCGCAUCGAUGUUGGUUCUGUUGAGGACACGUACCCUUGCACCCCCUUGCAAGCAGGUCUGGUUGCGGCGUCCCAAAGACAGCCCGGGGCCUAUGUAGCCGUCAACUUCUACGAGCUGCCGUCUGGGAUCGACAUCGCGCGGUUCAAGCGGGCCUGGCAAGAGGUGGUCAAUUCGGAAGCCAUCUUGCGAACGCGGGUCGUCUUCGUUGAGGAUAUCGGCUUCCUGCAAGUCGUCGUGCGUGGUGAGAUCAACUGGAUCUCGGCAUCAAGCCCCAGCGACCUCCCAGAGACGCAUCGCCAUUUGCCACCUCACGACGGCGGUGUCCUGUCUCGGUACACCAUCAUCAACGAGGACAGCCUUCGACCAACCUUCGGCUGGACCGCGCAUCACGCCGUCUACGACGGAUGGAGCUUGCCAACGCUCCUGGGUCGUGUCGAGGAACGGUAUCAGCACCCGGAGGCGUCCUUGCCUGCAACACCUCAUUACUCUCGCUUUGUCGAGCACCUAUCUGCCAUCGAUGCUUCCGCCUCAGACACUUUCUGGACCGAGAAGCUCUCUGCCCCGAGCACCACCCACUUCCCGCAACUCCCCCACCCCGCCUACCGCGUCCAGGCCACCAGCCAAAUCACCCGACAAGUGCGCUUUAGCAAACCCAAGGGAGUCAGCCUAACGAUGGCAUCUUUCCUGCGCGCCGCAUGGUCCCUCGUCGUAUCUAUCUACUCAUCCUCGGACGACAUCAUCUUCGGCGAGAUCCUCAACGGCCGCGACGUCCCCGUCGCCGGAAUCGAGGACCUAGUCGGACCCACGCUAGCGUCCGUCCCGCGGCGCGUCCGCAUCGACCGCGACAUGACCGUCCAGCAACUCCUCAUCGACGUGCAGAACCAGCUGAACGACGUCAUCCCCCACCAGUUUGCCGGCCUACAGCGCAUCAAGAGCCUCAGCCCCGCGACCUCGACCGCGUGCGACUUCAAGAACCUGCUGGCCAUCGACAUGGCCGACGAGGUGGCCGAGAACGGCCUCUGGAGCAACAUGACGGGCGGCGGCACGGCUCAAGGGCCGGAUUUCUUCAGCCUGCCGCUCAAUGUCACUUGCACGUUGGGCCGUGGUGGAAGCGGGGUCGAGGAGAUCCAGAUGCGCGCCAUCUUCGAUGCUGAGGUUGUCCCGCAGUGGCAGGUCGUCCGGAUGCUCGGGCAGUUUGAGACCCUGUUGGCGCGGCUUUCAGCUCCGGAGAGCCAGGGCGAGAAGGUCGGGGAGGUGGACCUGCUCAGCCCGGAUGAUAGGGCUAUGCUGAAGGAAUGGAACACGACACCCGGACCGUUGGUCGAGCAGCGUGUCCAUGAUAUGAUCUCGGAGGAGCUGGCGCGUCGGGGUGCUUCUGAUGCUGCCGUUGUCGGCUGGGACGCGACCUUGACGGCCGGCGAGCUGGAUGCGCUUUCGACGGCGCUGGCAGGUGAGCUUGUGGUGAGGGGUGUUGGUGCUAACGGGAGCAGGUUCGUUCCGUUUUGCUUUGAGAAGUCGGCAUUUGCCAUCGUGGCGAUGCUGGCUGUGCUCAAGGCCGGCGCUGCGUUUGUUCCUCUGGAUCCGGCGCACCCUGUCGGUCGGCUCAGGGAGAUCGUUGGGGACUGUGGUGCCGACGUGGUCCUGUGCUCGCCGAAAUACGAGAGCUUGUGUGCCGACGUCGUCCCAACAGUCAUUCCAGUCGAUAUGGAGAUGCUUAAGAAGCUCGAGGAAAAGACGACGUCGACGGUGAUCUCGAAAGUUUCUCACACGGCCUUCUGCUCCGGUGCCGCCGCACACGGCCCGGUGAUGCUCAUGACACCCCCUUUCCGCUUCCUGCAAUUCGCAUCAUACACCUUCGAUGCCUCCUUGGUCGAAAUCCUGACGACACUCAUCUUUGGCGGCACCGUGUGCGUCCCCCAGGAGGAGGACCGCACCAACGGCAACAUCUCUACCGUCAUGGAGCAAAUGGGCGUCACCAUGACCCUACUUACGCCCUCGUUUGCCCGCGUUCUCGAGCCCUCAAGCGUCCCGCAUCUCAAGACCCUGAUCCUCGGAGGCGAAGCCAUGGCCCAAAGCCAUCUUGCCACUUGGGCCGGCAAAGUGAACUUGGUCAACGCCUAUGGCCCGAGCGAGUGUGCUGUUGUUGCGACGGUGAAUCCCAAGAUGCGUCGCUCCUCGAACCCGGCCAACUUGGGAAGAGGCCUCGGCCGCUGCUGGAUCGUGGAUCCCCAAAACCACAACCGCCUCGCGCCCCUCGGCUCCAUCGGUGAGCUGCUCGUUGAGGGCCCCACGCUCUCAGCCGGCUAUCUCAAAAACGAAUCGAAGACCCAAGAGGUCUUCAUUGAGAAUCCUCGCUGGGCGUCGGAGACAACAUUGCGCUAUCCGGACAUGCCGUCGACAACACCGCGCCGUAUGUACAAGACCGGCGACCUUGUCCGCGUAUGCGACGACCUCUCCGGCGAAAUGGUUUACAUGGGCCGAAAAGACGCCUCGCAAGCCAAACUCAACGGCCAGCGACUGGAGCUUGACGAGAUUGUCCACCACCUCGCCGCCGACGAUGCCGUCCGUCACGCCGUUGUUGUCCUCCCCAAGAGCGGGCCUUGCGUCAAACGUCUGGUGGCUGUCCUCUCGCUUCGGGCAACCACCACCAACGGUGCUGGCAAGUUUGAGUUGGUGACUUCCAACGAGGCAGCUUCCGCCCUGGAUCAAGUCCAGGACCGGCUGCGAGAAAAGCUUCCCGCAUACAUGGUUCCCUCAACCUGGAUGGUCCUUCAAAACAUUCCGCUACUGCCAUCUGGGAAGCUUGACCGCAACAGUGUCGCUCGCUUCGUUGAGGGCAUUUCCGAGGAUACACUUGACAAGAUUAACGGCGCUCGUGCUACUGGCCAAGCACAAGAGACCGGAAGCACCUCCCCCCAACGGUCGCUCCCCCUCGACGAGAGGCUCAAGUCCAUCUGGAGCCAGGUUCUCAACAUUACCCCCGAAAGGAUUGGCCGGAAUGUCUCCUUCCUUCACCUCGGAGGUGACAGCAUCACCGCCAUGCAGGUCAUGGCGAAAUGCCGAGCGCAGGGUAUCCGCAUUGCUGUGGCGGACAUCAUCAGCAGCAAGUCCGUUCAUGACCUCGCACUGAAGGCCAUCGUACCCAACGAGCAACAACAAUCCGCCGCUACCACAAUCGCUGGCGAAGAUCAGCACGAGUUCGACCUGUCGCCCAUUCAGCAGUUAUACUUCCAGCUUAUGUACGUGAGCGACAACAAGGGUUCCUCUACUAAGCCUCACGCGCAGUUCAACCAGAGCGUGCUACUGCGGCUAGCUAAGAACGCCACCUCCGAUCAACUGGCGCGCGGUCUGCAUGCCCUGGUCGAAACCCACUCGAUGCUCCGGACACGGUUCCGGCGCGACGGCACUGGUAACUGGCGGCAGAGGAUCACCUCGGACGUUAGCGGAUCCUAUCGUUUCAAGACGCACGUCAUCGGGAACGCGAGCCGCAUGGAGAAGCGUAUCCAAAACUCCCAGGAGGCGCUCAACUUCCAGAAGGGGCCGCUAAUGGCAGCGGACUGGUUCAGCGUCGGGAAGACCAACAGCGAGGUCUACGUCUUCAUCACCGCCCACCACCUAGCCAUCGACGUCGUGUCCUGGGGCAUCCUGCUCCAAGACCUCGAGGACUUCCUCGCCAAUGGCAACAUAAAGCCUCCAACCUCGCUACCCUUCCAGACUUGGACCCGGAAACAAUCGGAGAAGGCUCAGGCCGAGGAGAACGGGCCGUCCUUGCUCCCGCACCAUGAGACCUCAGCUGCGGACCUCGAAUACUGGGGCAUGACCGGCAUGCCUAACGUCCACGGGGACGCGAUCCACGCCAGCGGCAUCGAACUCGACAAUGAAACAACAGCCCUACUUCUCGGCCCGAACUGCCACGCCCCGCUACAAACCGAGGUUCUCGACAUCCUGCUGGCCGCCCUGUUGCUGUCAUACCGCAAGGCAUCGGGAGGUCGCCGCGGGGUGCCCACCAUCUACAAUGAGGGCCACGGCCGUGAGGUCUGGGACGAUGCGAUGGACCUGUCGCGCACCGUGGGAUGGUUCACAACGCUGUAUCCUGUCCACCUCCCGGAUGAAUCAUCUUCUGACGACGAAAUUGUCAGUGCUAUCCGAUGGGUCAAGGACUACCGGAAGCGCUUGGCCGGUAAAGGACGGCCCUACUUCGCCUAUCGCCUUCUCACAUCCGAAGGGCGUGAGGCGUAUGACAGCGGUUGGCCAGUCGAGGUCGCGUUUAACUACCUCGGUCAGAUGCAACAGCUCAACCGGGACGAUACCUUCCUCCAGUCCUUCGACAACGGGCAAGGUGCCAACGCAUCGUCCGACGUCGGCAAGGACGUGCCCCGCCUCGCGCUGGUUGAAGUCUCCGCCGUCGUUAUCGGCGGGAAGAUGACGCUGUCGUUCGCCUACAACAAACACAUGAAGCAUCAAGACUCCCUUGACAGAUGGGUCGAAGAGUGUCAGUCUCUCCUGCAGGAUGUCCCGCGGAGAUUGAUGCAGCACGCGCCCGAAAAGACACUCAGCGCAUUCCCCCUCCUGCCCCUUGCCUACUACGGCCUGGAGAACCUCGAUCAGAGACUCCAGGAAGUUGGCGUCAAACUACAAGACAUCGAGGAUGUCUAUCCCUGCUCUCCCAUGCAACGUGGUUUGCUCCUUAGCCAAAUCCGCGACCCGGAAAAGUAUGGUUACAAGGCCAUCUUCCAGGUCGAGACCUUUGGAGCAGAAAACGUUGAUGUAGAGCAGUUACGGGAUGCAUGGCAGUCCGUGGUCCGCCGGCACGCGACCUUGAGAACCAUCUUUGUCGACACGGUGGGUGACGAAGGCUUGAUGGACCAAGUGGUCCUCUGCAACGCCCUAGGGCGGGUCCAGAUGCUCAAGUGUGACACGGACAAUGACGCGGUGCAAAAGCUGCGAACAUUGGACUGCAUUGACUACAACGAGAAGAAACCGCCGCAUCGCCUCUCCAUCUGCGAAAGCAAGAGUGGCCAUGUCUUCUGCCGGCUCGAUAUCAGCCACGCCAUUUCCGACGGCUCUUCGAUGCCGAUUAUCCUUGACGACUUGACCACGGCUUAUGGCCAUGGCAUGAGCAGCAAACCGGUGCCCCUGUACCGUGACUACAUCGCCUACACCCAGUCGCAACCCCGGAGCGAGAGCAUUCGCCAUUGGAAGGACUAUCUGGGCGGUGCCGAGCCUUGUCUCUUCCCCGCGCUCGCGGAUGGGGAGUCGGAAACGGAACCAUCACUUGGUGCGCACGCCAUCACUCUCGGCGGCAUGUCCGAGAUCAACGACUAUUGCAUGAACUCCGGCAUCACCUUGUCCACCCUACUCCAGUUCGUGUGGGCUCUGGUCGUCCGAUCAUACACGGGCUCGGACGAAGUCCUCUUUGGAUACCUGGCGUCGGGUCGAGACGUUCCCGUUGCCAACAUCGAGCACGCCGUGGGCGCCUUCAUCAACAUGCUCGUCUGCCGUCUCCAGAUCCCAGCCAAUAUCGAGGUUGGCGAGGCGCUCGACACCAUGCAGACCGACCUCGCCGAUGCCAUGGCCCACCAGAGCUGCUCCCUUGCCGAAAUGCAACAUGAGAUGAAGACAUCGGGCGCAAUGCUCUUCAACACCGGUUUCACAUACCAGAAACGCACCGAGGCUGGUCGAGACCAAGCACAGCAAUCCUCGCAGUCCACCCUACGAUACCACGUCCUGGACGCCGAGGAUCCCAGCGAGUACGCCGUUGCGGUCAACGUCGAAGCCACCAACAAGUCUGUCGAAGUCCAUUUCAGCUACUGGAAAAACAUCGUCUCGGACGCCCAAAUCAAGAACGUUGCCGCCACCUUCGAGCAGGCUGUGAAGGACCUGAUCGCCGAUGGAGCGGACGAUCGCACCGUGGGAGAAUUGGACCUUGUCGGCCACGCGGGGAUCGAGCAAAUUACCUCCUGGAACGACUACGAACUGCCGCGCGUCGAUCAGUGCGUGCACGAUGUCAUUGGGCAACAUGCUCUUCGCCGUCCGGCCUCAACUCCAGCAGUGUGCGGUUGGGACGCAUCGUUUACCUACCGCGAACUCGACAAGGCCGCUACCGUUCUGGCACGCCACUUGGUAGCCCAAGGCGGCGUUGGGCCCGAGGUCUUCGUUCCGCUGUGCUUCGACAAGUCAGCCUGGACCGUCGUCGCGCAGCUUGCGGUCCUGAAGGCCGGUGGUGCCUUUGUCAAUCUUGAUCCUAGCCAUCCUAACAGCCGGCUGGAAAGUCUCAUUCAAGAUGUGGGCGCCAAGACCUUACUCUGCGCGCCGAAACACAAGGCGAAGAUGGACCAGAUCGCGGCCAACGUUUUCGUGGUUGACGCAGAGUCCAUUCGAACCCUCAGCCAAGCCGCAGAUGCUGCGCCGUUCACUUCGACAGCAAAGGCAUCCAACCCGGCCUACGUCAUCUUCACAUCGGGGACGACAGGCAAGCCCAAGGGCACCGUUAUCGAACACGGCGCCUUCUGUACUGGCGCGACCGCCCACGCCAAAGCCAUGUUUAUGCACGCCGAGUCGCGCGUCCUGCAGUUCGCCUCCUACACUUUCGAUGCAAGCAUCAUGGAGACGCUCUCCUGUCUGCUCGUUGGCGGGUGCAUCUGCGUACCUUCGGACGAGGACCGGAUGAACGACGUUUCUGCCGUGAUCCGCAACAUGGGCGUCACUUGGACGCUGCUCACGCCAUCCGUGGCGAGCACCGUCAAGCCCGAGAGUGUCCAAUGCCUCCAGACCCUCGUCACGGGUGGAGAGGCCAUGGCUGCCGGCCACAUCGCUCGCUGGGGCACCCAAUGCGCACUCGUCAACGCUUACGGGCCUACCGAGUGCUCCGUCGUCGCAACCACCAGCACCAAGGUUGACGAGUCCCGCCGUGUGUGCAACGCUGACCGCGCCGACAUCGGUACUGCGGUUGGAGGCCGUGUCUGGGUCGUUGACGCGCAGAACCCCGAUCGCCUCGUGCCCAUCGGUGCGAUGGGUGAGCUAGUGGUCGAAGGCCGAUUGGUAGCACGCGGCUAUCUCAACAACAAGGAACAGACCGACAAAGUCUUCAUCCGGUCGCCGGAGUGGACGCAACACCCGAGCUUCCCCAAGUCCAUGUGGUGCAACGAAGACAAGAUGUACCGAACGGGUGAUCUUGUGCGCUACAACUCGAACGGGUCCAUCUCGUACAUCUCCCGGAAGGAUACCCAAAUCAAGCUGAACGGCAGGCGCAUUGAGCUAGGCGAGAUCGAGUACCACUGCCGGACCGGCCUACCGGACGACGCACAAUCUGCUGUGGAGGUGGUGCUGCCGGCCACCAGCCGCGCCACAUCCAAGGCCCUCGCCGUCUUCUUCAGCCUCCCGAGCAACGCGUCGUCUACACCGACCUUCUCCCUCCUGCCGAUCAAUGAGUCAAUCCGCAAACUCGCGCUCGCCAUGGAAACCCAUGUAUCUACCAACCUCCCGUCUUACAUGGUCCCCCAACUUUUCGUCCCCGUCUCGGCCAUGCCAUGGACAACCGCGGGCAAGCUUGACCGAAGACAGCUCCGCCAGGCACUCGAAGAAGCCAGUCGCGAGGUGGUGGCCGGGUACAGACUUUCCGCUGCCGCCGCCGCCGCCAAGAAUCGGGGCCCCGCCACGGAGACGGAGAAGAAACUGCAGGGCCUGUGGGAAACUGUUCUUGGGCUCCCGGCCGGCUCUGUCGGUCCCGGGGACAGCUUCUUCCGCCUUGGUGGCGACUCUCUCACGGCUAUGCGUCUGGUCGGGGCAGCGCGUGCCCACAAGAUCGUGCUGACCGUGCUGGACGUCUUCGAGAAGCCCGUCCUCGCGGACAUGGCACGGGCGUGUGGUGGUGCCGAGGUGGCGGUUGCUCCCACGCCGGAGUUGAAGCCGUUUGACCUGGUGUCGCGCCCCCGAUCGGAGCUCGAUGCGCUUAUCGACGAGGUUUCUUCCCAAUGCAAGCUCUCUGGCGACCAGAUCCGCGACAUGUAUCCCUGCAGCCCGCUCCAGGAGGGCCUUGUUACCCUUGCAAGCAAGCAAGCAGGAGCAUACGUCGCGGUGAACAGUUUGAGGCUUCCGGGUCAUGUUGACUUGGACCAGUUCAAGGCGGCUUGGCAGGAAGUUGUCGACGAGACCGAUGUUCUGCGCACCCGGAUUGUGCAUACUGCCACGUCGGGCUUCCUUCAGGUCGUGGUCGCACCGCAGCCGAUCGAUUGGCAUGACGAGCCAUCGCUGAAGGAGGCGGUCCUCAAUGGCCAGGCACUCGGCUUACAGACCGGAGGUUCACUAGCCAGGUACGCUAUCGUAGAUGGCCCUGAAGGUCGUCUCUUCGUCUGGGGCAUCCAUCACGCUCUCUACGAUGGAUGGAGUCUUCGUCUGCUUGCGAGACGAGUCCAGGACAUGUACAACAACAUUGUCUCUGGGCCGCAGAAGACAAUCGCAACGACCCGCGCUUCGUACGCCAACUUCAUCCAGUACCUCGCGGCCAGAGAUAUGGUCGCCUCCGAAACCUUCUGGAAGAAUUCCCUGGACGGCGCCUCCUCCAUCGCGCACUUCCCGCAGCUCCCAGCCGCCAUUCCGAACCAGACCGAGACCCCGAGCUUCAGAUCGGAGAUUCGCCGGGUUGAUGUCCACCGCCGUGGCGUUCUCAGCGACAUCACCGUCCCUACCUUGGUCCGGGCAACAUGGGCCAUUCUCCAGGCAGCCUACACCGGCAUGGACGAUGUUGUGUUUGGAGAGACGCUGGCUGGCCGCAACAUUGAUGUUCCUGCUGUUGUGGAAAUGGCCGGGCCGACCUUUACCACAGUUCCGACGAGAGUACGACUGGACCGUGACAUGCGUCUGGCCGAUUUCCUCCAGCGCUUGCACAGCAUGGCCAGCCAAGUCGUCCCUCACCAGCAUUUGGGACUUCAGCACAUCAAGAGGCUCAACUCGGACUGCUCAGGGGCCUGUGACUUCCAAAACCUUCUCGUCAUCCAGACCGCGUCACCCACUUCCAGUCAGGAAGAGAAGUCCCAGGAGGCCGAUUGGGACUUCCAAGGUGGUUCCUCGACCGAGAGCUUCUUCACCCAUCCGCUUGUGGUGGAAUGCACCACCACUGACACUGCGAUCGAGGCCACAUUCCACUACAACGAGAAGGUGCUCUCCUCUUGGCAAACAAAGCGGCUUGUCUAUCAGUUCGACGCCGUACUGAAGCGUCUGCUUGAGAAAUCCGCAAACAAGGACGCCACUCUGGCCGACAUCCCAGCAAUCAGCCCCGAAGACCAAUCUCUCAUCGCACGGUGGAACCGCUCCAACAUGCUUGAGGCGGUCGAUUCAUGCAUCCAUCAUCUUUUCCUCGCUCGCGCCUCUGAACAACCUGAACGGAUCGGUAUCAGCGCCUGGGAUGCCGAGCUGACAUACGGCCAGAUCCGCGAAUAUGCGUCCCGUCUGGCACUCUACCUCAAUCAGCAUGGCGUCAAGCAGGAAACAUUGGUACCCGUUUGUCUCGAGCGUUCGGCUUGGUCGGUUGUCAUCCUAAUGGGCAUCUUCAUGGCCGGCGGCGCCUUCAUCCCACUGGAUCCCGCGCACCCUUUGAGCCGGCAGAAGGAAGUCUUGGAGACUAUCGAACCGGAUCUCAUAGUCUGCAGUCCGGAACACGCCUCUCGCUUCUCCGGCGUUGUCAACACGCGCCUCUCCGUUGACGGCGCCAUGCUUCGCGACCUUCCUCGGUCCAACGGACGGGCGCCCCCUGUUGUCACCAACCCCAGCAACACAGCCUAUGUGCUGUUCACGUCUGGCAGCACAGGGCGACCCAAGGGUGUUGUGGUUGCCCAUCGAGACUUCUGUAGCAGCUCGGCUGCGUUCACUCGCGUGUGCAACAUGGACGCGUCUUCGCGUGUCUUCCACUUCGCCUCCCUGACCUUCGAUGCCGCGCUCCUGGAGGUCGUGACACCGCUCACGCUCGGCGCCUGCAUCUGCGUUCCCACGGCACACGACCGUCUCCACGAUCUGGGAACCGCCAUGGCCCGCCUACGCACUACUUGGGCUUUCCUCACGCCGUCCGUCGCCAACCUCCUCAACCCGGAUCUCGUCUGCCCGACAUUCAAGACCCUUGUCUGCGGCGGCGAGGCCAUGCUCGCCGAGACCAUCCAGCGCUGGGCAGACCGCGUCGAGCUCAUGAACGGCUACGGGCCCACCGAGACCUGUGUCUUUGCCGUUAUCAACCCGCAUGUGUCCAAGGAAAAAGACCACACCACCAUCGGCCGCGGUACUCCGGCAGCACGGCUGUGGAUUGUAGACCCUAACGAGGGCUGCAACGACCGGCUCGUGCCUGUUGGCGCCAUCGGCGAGCUGGCCAUUAGCGGGCCCCUCAUGUCCCGCGGCUACCUCGGCGAUUCCGAGAAAACAGCCAAGGUAUUCGUCGACAACCCAGGCUGGGCAAGGAAAGAACUCCUUGGGGGCGCCACUCCGCCCACCCGCAUCUACCGCACCGGCGACCUCGUGCGGUACCGCUCUGACGGCGCCAUCGAGUUCUUUGGCCGCCGCGACGGGCAGGUUAAGGUCAACGGCCAGCGCAUCGAGCUGGGCGACAUCGAGAGCCACCUGUCAGCCGACCGCCAUGUGCGUCUCGGCGCUGUUGUCCAGCCAAAGAAGGGUCCUUGCAAGAAGCAGCUCGUCGGCGUUGUUACCCUGACUAGCACACAUCGUCCCGUUACCUCCGAGGGCACCGUCGCAAUCGCACCGCUGGGUGGCUCGCGAGAGCAGAUGACCCGGGUCCGCUCUGAGAUUGCCGACAUCCGGGCUCGUCUGGCCGAUCUCCUCCCGCACUACAUGGUUCCCGCCGCGUGGAUCGUGCUCGAAACCAUGCCGGUUGUUGUGUCGGGCAAAUUGGACAGACGGAGAGUGGCCGGGUGGGUUGAGGGGCUUGAGGACGCCGAGUACGAGCGUAUCGCGCAGAGCCUCGGUGUCAGCGCAGGAGAAGAGGAUGAGGAAGAGGAGACUGAAGUGACUGGGCCUGUCAAGACUUUGAGAGAGAUCUGGGCGAAGGAGUUGAACCUGCCCGUGGAGCGCAUCAAGCUCAAUCAGCCGUUCCUUGGUCUCGGCGGAGACAGCAUCAGGGCCAUGGGCGUCGUCUCGCGGGCUCGCAACGCAAAGAUCAAGCUAUCCAUCCAGGACGUGCUCCGGUGCAAGUCCAUCGUCCACCUCACCCAGCUCGCCAAGGGUCUUCCUUCAUCCGCACCCGCGACUAUUCACAAGGAGGAGGGAACCGAACAGCCAUUCGCACUGUCCCCCGUCCAAACCAUGUAUAUGAAAUCGGCCGUCAAGCAUGCCGGUGUCGCUCGCUUCAACCAAAGCUUUACCCUGGGUGUUCCCCGUCGGGUUACUGCCGAGACCAUCAAGAAGGCCAUCAAUUCUGUCGUUGAGCGACACGCCAUGCUUCGCGCGCGCUUCUCCAGAACGCAAGAUGGCAGAUGGGAACAGCGAAUCUCAAAGAUGGGCCCUUCCACUUACGCCUGCCUUGAACACCAUCUGCACUCUCGCGAUGAGAUGACUGCCAUCCUGGCAACAGCACAGGCCAGCCUAUCCGUCGAACACGGCCCUGUAUUUAGAGCCGACCUGUUCGACGUGGCCGGUCAUGACCUCACCAUCAUCUCCAUGGUUGCUCACCAUCUCUGCAUCGAUAUGGUUUCUUGGCGCAUCAUCGUCCAGGACCUCGGCCAGAUUUUGGAGACCGGCUCCCUCCCAGCUGAGAUGCCUCUGUCUUUCCGGUCCUGGUGUGCCCAACAGUCCGCGGACAACCGGACAGCCGAUGUCAAGAAGCUCCUCCCAUUCAAGGAGAGCUCGCCUAACCUGGCCUACUGGAAGACCCAGGGUCCACUCACAUACGGCAAGACCACCACUGAUGCAUUCACCCUGGAAGCGGGUACGACAAAGCUCGCCCUAGGAGAGUCCCACUACGCCUUCAGGUCCGAGCCGGUGGACCUUUUCCUCGCGGCUAUUGCCCACGCAUUCGCGAGGACGUUCCCGGACAGGGGUGUGCCGACACUGCACGUCGAGAGUCACGGCCGUGAGGCCCCCGAGGGCUCCAACCUUGACCUGUCGCGGACAGUCGGUUGGUUCACCACAAUCUGCCCCGUUGCCGUCCCUGACCAUGCCCGUCACCAUAAUGCCCUCGACACCCUACGACGGAUCAAGGAUGUACGACGCAGCAUCCCAGGCCACGGCAGGCCGUACUUCGCCCACAAGUACCUUGGAGCGGCCUCUGGCGACACGUGGUCUCCGAUGGAAGUCCUAUUCAACUACCUAGGUGGUGGGGUAGGUGCGCAGCAAAACGAGCAAGACGAUUCCGUCGUCCGCCAGGUCGAUCUCGAGGACGACGACCUAAGCGCUGCAGAUGUCGGAUCCGAGACCAGGAGGCUGGCUCUGUUUGAGAUCUCUGCCAUGGUUGUUGACAACAAGCUGCACUUCAGCUUCAUGUACGACAGCAGCCUCGACCGGGCAGGCGAUGUCCGCCAAUGGAUCAGCGGUUUCCGACACACUCUCGAAGAUAUGGUCAGGAGUCUCGCUCAACACGCCGCCGAGCCCACUCUGAGCGACUAUCCACUGCUGCCAAUGACAUACCACUCCCUCCGCACCCUCACCGAGGUUGCUAUCCCACGUGUUGGUAUCGACCGCGCCUCCUCUUUCUCCCAGAUUGAGGACAUCUACCCAUGCACGCCGGUCCAGGAGGGUAUGCUGAUCAGCCAACUGCGCAACCCGGAGGCCUACAUCUUCCACGCGGUCUACAAACUCACACACUCGAACCCCGGUCAUCACCUGGACGCCGAGAAGCUUGUACGGGCUUGGCAGAAGGUGGUGGACCGUCACGCCGCCCUCAGAACCGUCUUCAUCGAGAGUGUCCGCCGCGGUGGCGUCUUCGAUCAAGUUGUCUUGAAGAAGGUUGACUGUGGAGCCGUUCUCCUCAACAGCAGCGACCAGGACGCGAUGAAGAAACUCGGUCAAGUCACCCUUGCAAAGGCUAAACGGCCGCAACUCGCCCAUCGACUCGCGCUCUGCACGACAAGCAGCGGGAAGGUUCUCCUGAAACUCGAAGUCAACCACGCCGCCAUGGAUGGUGGCUCGCUUGCAAUCAUCCUCGAGGAGCUGACAUCGGGCUACAUGGGCGGUCUCACCAGUAUCCCUGGCCCCUUGUACAGCGACUAUGUCCAGUAUAUCUGUGCCAUGCCGGCUGGAGCUGACAGCGAUUACUGGAUGGGUUAUCUGAAGGACCUGGAACCGUGCUACUUCCCCAACCUCAACAGCAGCACGAUCACCCUUGUUCCCGAGAGCAGGAAGUUGUGCUCGACAGCUCUCGAGUUCAACCGCUACGCCGAGCUCCGUCAGCUCUCCGAGCGCACACACGUCACGCUCGCCAACAUCAUGCACGCAGCAUGGGCCUUUGUGCUGCGCAAGUACACUGCGUGUGACGAUGUCUGCUUCGGCUACCUCACAGCAGGCCGUGACGCCCCAGUAGAGAACAUCAGCCGCACCGUCGGCACACUCAUCAACAUGCUCUGCUGCCGUGUCAAACUCUCGAAGUCCAAAUCACUCGAGAGUGUUUUCAUGAUGGCGCAGGAGGAACACCUCCAGAGCAUUCAAUUCCAGCACUGCUCCCUGGCGCGUGUGCAGCACGAGCUGGGCAUGGCAGGGAAGCCACUGUACAACACUUCGGUUUCGAUCCAAAAUCAUGCGGAGAGUGGAGAGGGAGAGGGGGAGGACACCAUUCUUUUCGACAUGGAAAAGGCUCAUGACCCUAGCGAGUACGCCAUCACGGUCAACAUCGAAGUUUCAAAGAACAGCGAGGGUGUCGUGUUCCGAUACUGGUCUGACCAUGUCAGCGAUGAACAAGCCCAGGAAGUGGCUCGCUGCAUGGCGCGAGUCUUGGAUGCCUUCAUCACGCAACCCGCGCAGACCGUUAGGGAGUUGGACUCGACACUCAACGGCAAGACGACAAUCGCUCACCAACCAACUGAGGACCUGGUGAUCGACCCGAUGGAAGAAGGCCCGGGUGUGAUGACACCGAGAAGCAUGGACUCAUCAUCGUCUGGAAAUUCUCCCAGGACACCCAACAACGAGCUAGUUGACCAGGGUGCCUACGAAAAGACACUCCUCUCAAUGUGGAGCACUCUCCUCGACCUUCCUGAAGAUACCAUCGCUGGGCACGACAGCUUCUUCGACCUCGGAGGAGACAGCAUCACGGCCAUGAAACUCGCUGGCGAGGCCAGGGAUCAUGGUCUAUCGCUCACCGUCGCCGACGUGUUCCGGAACCCAUGCUUUGACGCCAUGGUCGCCCGAAUCCGGGCCACAACCGAUCUACACGCCAUGGGCAGCGACCUGGUCAAGAGCAAUAGCGGGACCAUGACUCCUCAAUCCAGCAAUGGCGACCUCUACGAACGGUUCUCACUCCUGGCGGCGUCAAACGUCGACGCCUUCCUACAAGCCAGCAUCGUCCCCCAGGUUUGUGUCUUCAGGGGUGGCAUUUCGGACGUCCUUCCCGCCACCGACUUCCAGUCACUCGCUGUUGCCGGCGCGCUCCUCGAGUCCAGGUGGAUGCUGAACUACUUCUACCUCGACGGCAAGGGACCUCUGAACGUCGUUCACCUCAAGCGGGCCUGCUUCCGACUGGUGCAGGCACUGGACAUUCUGCGCACCGUCUUUGUACCUUCCGGCGGUCGCUUCCUGCAGGUCGUACUACGCACUCUUCGGCCUGCUUUCCACGUCGUUGAGACAGAGGAGUCACUCGAUGACUUCCAAGUCGGACAAGAAGGGGGUGAACCCAAACUCGGCGAACCAUUUGUCGAGUUCACGGUAGUCAAGCACCUUUCCAGCAGCCGGCACAGGCUAUACCUUCGCAUUUCGCACGCCCAGUACGACGGCGUGUGCUUCCCCAAGAUUCUCGCCGCCCUCCAGGCCGCAUACAGGGGCGAGGCUGUUCCCCGUCCACCCACGUUCGCCAACUAUCUCCGUGCUUCGGCCGGCGCCCUGACAUCGGAACACUACCAGCACUGGAAACAACUCCUCGCCGGGUCUUCCAUGACCGAGAUCGUGCGCCGCGAUGGGCCAAACUACAACAGGAACUCGGCGGGCACGACUACCACAUGCCUCAAGAAGACAGUCCGUCUGCCGCCAGUCGAGUCCGGCCACAUCACCACCGCCACUGUCGUUAAAGCUGCGUGGGCAUAUGUGCUGGCACAGGUCUCGGCCAGCUCUGACAUCGUCUUCGGUCACACCAUCAGCGGGCGCAACGCCGCGGUCGAAGGCGUCGGCAACAUGGUCGGACCCUGCCUCAACCUAGUGCCGGUGCGCGUGCAAUUCGGCAGUGGGCCAGACUGGACGGCUCGCCAACUCCUCCGCCAGGUCCAGGACCAGCAGGUCGCCAACAUGUCACACGAAGUGCUGGGCUUCCGCGAGAUCAUCCGCCACUGCACCUCGUGGCCGCGCUGGACCUACUUCGCCUCGACGGUCCAACACCAAAACGUCGACCAAGGCGGCCAACUGCAGCUAGGCGACACCGACUACAAGGUCGGGUGUGCGUCGGUAGCGCAAGAGGACUUUGGCGAUCUGUCAGUCCUCUCGCAGCCGCUUGCCGACAACGACACGUACGAGAUCAUCCUGAGCUUUGCCGAAGGCGGAGCCGUUCCGCGCGACUUUGCCGAGCGCAUGCUCGACAUGCUCUGCAGCACCGCGCAGCUCUUUGCUACCGACCCGGACCUGGCCCUGCCCUCCGCCGCCGAUCUCCGCGGCAGGCGGCAGCAGACGCCAUUUGAUGACGUCCCGGCCUUCUCCGACACGGAGAACAUCAACAACAACAACCUAGGCUUGGAAACUACCAGCCUGAAACACCUCAGUGACGACCAGCUCACGGAUCUCACUGCAACCGUCAGCUCGGCAUGGCGUCAAGUCCUAAACCUGGACCCCGAACAACAACAACAAGAAACAACAACCACCCCAGCCGAAACCGAAGAAGCGAACCCCUUCGACAGGGAGACCUCCUUCUUCGACCUCGGCGGCGACAUCAUCGGGCUCGCGCAGCUGGCCUGGCUGCUCGCCCAACAAAAGCAGGGCGGCUCGUCGGCGGCCCCGCGCCUCGAGGAGCUGGUCGACAACCCGACCGUGGGCGGGCACAUGGCCCUACUCGCGCGGGGCCUCCCGGCGGCUGCCGCUUUGGCGCCGCCGUUGCCUCUUGCUGGUAGUGGUGGGGAUGUGCAGAAGGCGGCGACUUUUCCCCUAGUGGUGGUGGGGCAGAAGAUGGGUGGGAAGGGGGAGGCGCCGUCGAAGUUGGUGAAGGCUUUGAAUGGGUUGGUGAAGAGGAGGUUUACGGGAGGGAAGAAGAAGGGGGGCGUGGUGGAGAUUGUUGCUUAGGAGGAUUGUGCCUAAUCAGGGUGCGCGUGUGAUGGAUGCGGUGAUGGAAUUCUUCUUUUGUAGGGUGGUUUGAUUCAGGAGUUGGCGGCGGCGUUUUGGUUGACUAGGUGGUUUCUGUAUUUGGCGUUUGUGCUUUAUGCUAGUGUUUGGUUCGACCUCGAUUUGGCGUCUGUGCUGGUGUUUGGUUUGACUUCACUCAGUAUCUGUCUUGUCUGCUGUUCCCUUUGUUUUUAGUCACUAGACACAAGAAGUUUUUAUAUCAUACUGUACUGUUACGUCCUCUUCUUGGUGGUUGUGAUUCGGUAGUGACCACGCCCCCUUACCAUGGCCGCGUCAUCUUCCACCAUUUUUCGUAACCUCAUCUUCUAUUUAGCAACAGCAUUGAGG
Messenger RNA from Chaetomium fimeti, 24388 nucleotides. RefSeq lists its product as uncharacterized. The coding region runs from base 107 to 24001 and encodes 7964 amino acids. The record is from RefSeq and is a predicted model, not a curated record. The transcript has 9 exons. NCBI's taxonomy places the organism in Eukaryota, Fungi, Ascomycota, Sordariomycetes, Sordariales, Chaetomiaceae. Gene Ontology annotation, molecular function: catalytic activity; phosphopantetheine binding.